CAGUGGUGCGUCGUGCGGCCCCCGUCCGCAGCAAAAGGCCAUUUUGAUUAGUAACAUGGCGUCAGGCGAGAUUAAUAUGGCGUCCUCGGACAUAAUAACCGAAGUUGAAAUACAACCGGACAUCCAAGAGGUAGAAAUUGAAACGAUACCAGUUGAAAUACCGUGCGAAACUGUUGAAACAACAAUUGAGGGUGAUGAUGGUCAGCCAAUAAUAUCUCUUCAACCACUCCCCGAGCCAGGACGUGAGGAAAUCAUACUACAGACGCAAGAGGAAAUUGUCGGUGGUGAUCCCCUCAGCGUUUACGAUCAAAUACCUGUGCCAGACAACGAUAUUUAUGUUGAAUCGAGUCCAGGACCAUCGCGAAAGGCAACAAAAAAAGCGAGAAAAGGGGGUAAUUCGAGAUUUCGAGGACCUGAUCAUACGAUAUUUGGAGAAAUGGGAACUGAAACCAAAACGAGAAAGUGGGAACAGAAGCAAGUGCAGAUCAAGACACUCGAGGGUGAAUUUUCGGUGACAAUGUGGGCAUCUGGAACUGAUGACGGGAGUGUCCUAUUAGCGUCUCACCUGGUGGAUGUUCCAGAUGAGGGCUCAAAUCCUGAGCCUGAUCCAGAUUACACCGAGUACAUGACAGGAAAGUCAUCGACAAAAUUCAAUCACUCCGGGAGCUCUGUGUCAGAUGGUAUGCCAGGUCUUGAUUUAUCAGAUCCAAAACAAUUGGCUGAAUUUGCCCGACCUGGUCAUAAAAUGAAAGUACGCAAACCACCGGCUUUGGAUGGUGUUGAACGUACUAUUGCCUGCCCCCACAAAGGCUGUACCAAGAUGUUUCGUGAUAAUAGUGCAAUGAGAAAACACUUGCAUACACAUGGUCCCAGGGUCCAUGUGUGCGCCGAGUGUGGUAAAGCUUUUGUGGAGAGUUCAAAACUUAAGAGGCAUCAGCUCGUUCACACGGGAGAAAAACCAUUCCAGUGUACAUUCGAGGGAUGCGGCAAGAGGUUUAGCCUGGAUUUUAAUUUGAGGACUCACGUCAGGAUUCACACGGGGGAUAGGCCCUAUGUCUGUCCCUUCGACGGCUGCAGCAAGAAAUUCGCACAGUCUACCAAUCUUAAAUCACACAUAUUGACACAUGCAAAAGCAAAAUCGAGAAAUUCCAUUGGAAGGCAAGUAGCACAAAUUCAGCUCCAACAGCCCCAAUUCGUUCAAGUUGAAGUGGCAGACGUCGACAACCAGCAGUUCAUCGUCUACGCAGAUUAGCCCCCCUAAAUCCGCCCUCCCCUAUUACCGUUCUUUUCAUCCCUUGACGAAAUCUAAUUAUUCUCAUAAUAUCGUAAUCAUUUACGUGAGUAAUCCCAGAACUGUGUACAUAUUUACAAAAGAGAGACGAAAAAGAGAGAAAACGAUGGAAAAAAAGGAUUUGUGGCGCUUAUAGAGAAGAAUUAAAAGAUAAUUUUCACAAUUUAAACUGUCAAAUGAUUUAUCAGCUCCGUGUUUUUUAUGAUAAAAAAUAUAGUACAGUGAUGAUUGAAAUUAACUGAACACCAGGGAGCACAACACGACUGCGAGGUUAAUGAAUUUAGAGUGAAGAAGAAUAACUGAACAAGUGAUCUAAACGAGUAGUUGUACUUGUUUUUGGGGGAAAAUAUGCGAGAUAGACUGAUGGCGCACUGCUCAAUUUAAUGUCAGAUGAGAAAUGAUUAACGAAUAAAUGAUUACAUUUCCAACAAUGUAGUGCGUGCUCGUCGAAAUACAUGACUGUAUAUAUUUAUAAGUGAAAGUUAAAUAUUGUAUACAGUAUAUUUUGGAAGAUAAUGAUUAUUCAGAAUAAAAUCAUGAAAGAAUUUUUUCUCUGCGAGGAAUAAAUGGUAAAACAAUACAACAAUUGUCGAAUGUUUGAUUUUUCUACUGGAACAUUUUUUCAUUUGUUUCGGGAAUAAAUCGACGAGUUGAAAUCAUAAAUUUUAUUGGGCGAAUCAUUCGCGAUUCUGCAGCUUCUUAAUGCGUUUGUGAUCUUCUCGGUUUUUAUUUCAAUUUUCUCGGGGACUGGGAUGGGGCUGUAUUUUUCCCGAAAAUUUCAUUUUUCAUAUGAUAUACUAAGUAUUUUGUCGUUCCCUAAGAAUUUGUACUAAUUUUAUGUUAUUCGAUGAUAAAUUAAAUAAUACUGUAUAAUUAAAGUUUAUUAGUUUAUGGAAAAUGUUGCCUACAAAAUGGAGUUUUAAUUAAUUUCAUGAAGAGAAUAAAAUUUUUUUAAGCUCAAAAUCUCAAUUCCCUGAAUUUCGAUUCAAUAUGAUUAAGUUCUACCUUGAAUUUAUUUCGAAUAUAUUUUUUAAGUCUUGUUAUGUUUUACGAAGAAAAUUCAGGUAGAGAUUAUUCAAAAUGACAUUUCAGCUUUUGGCAUUUGUCACAGAAGAAAAAUUCUAGAAGAAAUUGUUAAAAAUUUUCAUGCAAAUGUUUUGAGGAAUUAGUUUUAAUUUUAAAAACUAUUAUGAUCUAAUCAUUUAUCAACACAUUUUGGUUCGCGAAAUUUAAGACAAAUCGAGGAGAAAUACAGCCCCGAGGGUUCCCAGGAUGUGUCAGUGGAUGGAAAUUAUUGAUAAUUGAGCAGUAAAGAGGGAAGAAAAAUGUGCAAAAGUCGUGUUUUUAUUACGGGUCUCUGAUAAGGUCGAGUGUUAGCAAUACGAUGAUUCAACAUGUAGCCUUAAUAAUGAACUUUAUUGAGUUUGUUGAUAACAAUACGAGGAUUUAAUCGGAGAGCAAACGCAAAAUUUGAGAGAGAAAAAUAAUGAGCUUUGACAUCCGAUAAUUCCAUUGGCCUAUUAUAUUAAUAGCGGAUAUGUAUAAGAGACUAGGAAAAUUGGAGUAACUGUACACCUCGACGUUACAAAUAUUACCUUGGAGUUAAAAUACAUCAUUAACGUUUUUCCUUUGCA
Molecule: messenger RNA, 2925 nt
Organism: Diachasmimorpha longicaudata
Lineage: Eukaryota; Metazoa; Arthropoda; Insecta; Hymenoptera; Braconidae
Product: transcriptional repressor protein YY1-like
Exons: 3
Coding region: 56-1252 (398 amino acids)
Biological process (GO): regulation of transcription by RNA polymerase II
Cellular component (GO): transcription regulator complex; PcG protein complex; chromatin
Molecular function (GO): RNA polymerase II cis-regulatory region sequence-specific DNA binding; DNA-binding transcription factor activity, RNA polymerase II-specific
Source: RefSeq, a predicted model, not a curated record